Messenger RNA from Scleropages formosus (Asian bonytongue), 12263 nucleotides. RefSeq names its product A-kinase anchoring protein 13 (gene akap13a). Gene Ontology annotation, molecular function: guanyl-nucleotide exchange factor activity; MAP kinase scaffold activity. NCBI's taxonomy places the organism in Eukaryota, Metazoa, Chordata, Actinopteri, Osteoglossiformes, Osteoglossidae. Gene Ontology annotation, biological process: regulation of Rho protein signal transduction; positive regulation of canonical NF-kappaB signal transduction; adrenergic receptor signaling pathway. Gene Ontology annotation, cellular component: membrane; actin cytoskeleton. The record is from RefSeq and is a predicted model, not a curated record. The transcript has 39 exons. Bases 1014 to 8888 code for a protein of 2624 amino acids.
CCACCACACCCCCUACCCAAAAUCAUAAAUAUAAAAAAUUAAUUUUGAAACCUUCUUAACUAAUCAUUCCUGUAUUUGAUAAACUUCCACCUUUGUACUUUUAAUGUUUCAAUGCUAAGGGACUGUACUGUAUAUGGGUAAAAUGUUACUGCAUUUGGGGGAAUUGUUUUAGGAUGACAGUGAAUCGAAAGUACAGUAGAAAAAUGUUGCAUAUUCUCAUUGCUGCAGGAGGCAUGCAGUAUUGUAGGGUAAAAUAUCUGCUUGUAUAAUCUAAAUGCAGUUUUUGAAUAAAAAUGUGAAAACUGAUUUUUGGUUUUUUUUAAAUUUUCAAGAUUUAGCAAGUUUAUCAUUUUGCAGGUCUGUGAUGUAGUGGUGGGGCUAAAGUGUCCUUUAGUGAAACACAUUCAAAAAAAGUGGGCCAUCAUUCAACAGGGGCCCCCUGUGUACAGCUGGCAUUGAAUAUUUUAUCGGAGCCUCCGAGUUAAGUACCUUUCUCAAGGGUUCUGGAGCAGGGCACCUACGGGCUGCCCGGUGACCCUGGUGGAGCCCGCACUCUUGCUUUUAGGUGACUGCAGAGGAGAGCCCUGCCUCCCGGCAGCCGAGUUUCGUUCUGCUUUGUCUCCUGUGCUAAAAUAAACUGCAACAGCUGUACCGUGUUGUAUACAUCAGGGUGACAGGAUGCAGCUGGCUGCCGAUUCCUGCCACCGGACCGAAGGCUGCGUUUGCGUGCGCUCGGUGAGAUGCCAUGGCUCUGAAGCGUGCCGUCCAAGGAGCGCGAGCCGAGCAGCAACCUGCGCGCAAGCUUCCGAAAGAUCGGAGUUUUUACUCUGAGGGAAGCUGUCCCGCCUCCGUACCAUGUGAAGACGAGAUGAUCGUGCGAUGAUCCACCGCUGCUCAGUUUAUGCGCAAACAGAAGGCACCCUUUAGGUGGUUUAUCCUAGUAAAGCUCUAGAUGUGUCAGUAAACAGGGUUUGUCUCUAUAGCACUUCAUGCUCUGUCAAGGCAAAGAAUAGAUGGAACACAUGGGGUUUCGCAAAGAUCAGACAGUGUCCAGUGUCAUGAAACUUAAUCCACAGCAAGCUCCGUUGUAUGGUGAAUGUCUCCUGACGGUGCAGCUGUGCGAUGAGGACCGCUUCCGCGACGAGGAGGACGUAGAGUUCUACCUGCUGUUUGCUGGCAGCACUCAGAGGCACCUGACCAGCACCCUCAGGAUCAGCCAUGUCACCCUGCAGGCCAUCUGCCCCGCCCACAACUGCUGCGAAGCAGUCCAGGUCACCCUGUGCUUGGCCAAGCCGGGUGGAUCCGUGGACCCGGUCGCGGAGCAGCAGUUCCAGUUCGUGCAGGACCUGGCCUUCGACAUGGCCCAGUUUCUGGUUAGUUCGGCCGGCCGGGAUGACGGGCUGGAUGGCGCCAUGCUGCUGGAUGAGUGCCAGAUCCCCCUGUUGGAGUGUGAGCGGCUGGACAAGAACCUGGCUCUGGCCCUGAGGCACCUGGCUCUGCCAGAGGGCUGGAGUGUCCUGGGCACCAACCUGGGCAGAAGCACAGAACUGGCUCCUCAGGAGACCCUCCUUCACUUUGCAGCCCGGCGGGGGCUCCGGCGGGUAGCUGUCUUCUUGCUCCAGCAGCCAGGGGGUAGGGAGGCCCUCAGACUGCCCAACAGACAGGGGGCGACCCCACUAAGGCUAGCAGAGAAGAAGGGUUACAAGCAGCUCCAGCAGAUCUUCACUCGGGAGGACACGGCACUGGGGACCAGGACCAAGGCAUCUCAGCGAAUCUACUCUGGGGAUCGUGUACUCCGACAUCACCCCCGAAUAGACACGUACACCCUGACAGUGGACACGCCCCCUGGCUGCCCGCCUCCGGACCUGCAGAGAGAUGUGGAUGAAUUGCGACGCCUGAUUUGCUGGCACAAGGACAGCAAGCAGCAGACUGAACUACUGAAAACUAAGCAAGACCACAAUGACAACAUAGACACAGCAAUAGAAGAGCUCUGUUUGGACCCAUUGGAAGAAGACUCGCUGGAUCCUGCAGGAGAAGAUCCUACUCCAGCCUAUGCUGAGAACACCAAGAAUGACAGUGCUGGGCUGAGCAGGGAGAUCCAGAGCUGUGAGGCUGAACUGAGUGCCAGGCAGUGCCCUGAGGCCACGCAGCGCUCCCUGAACAAUGUCAUAUUUGAGAGCAAGGCCUGCAACGAUGAAGAGGAAGGAGAGGCGGUGCCUCUCUCUGCAAGCAUAGAGGAUUGUGGGGAGGUUUCAGUCAGAGGUGUUGCUACACAGAGGCAGACGGGGGGUGAGAACGAUACUUUUAGCAGGCAGCUCUGUGCAGAGCAGCAAGAGGAAACGGAUAGAGAGCCGGGUGUGGCCUGCACUGAGAUAGAGAGCGUCGUGGAGGGGCUUGUCACAGAGACCCAGACGGCUGUGGAGAGUGAGGUUGAGGCGCAGGCGGCCGGCACGAAUCCUUCUGCCAUUGGUGCCAUCACCGCUGAGGCAGACAUGGGCCACACACAGUCUCAGGGACACCCCAGAACGUGCGAUGGAGAACAACAGAUGGGGAAAGACAACUCCUGUGAAGGACAGAUCAGUGAGAGGGAGAUGGAAGGAAAUGUGGAUUGUGAUGACUUGGGAGACGUGUCUGAAGUUGAAGAGGGACAGAACAAGAACCACGAGGCGGUGAAUUCUUGCCCUCCUAGUUUGGAGAAUGACAAGGGAGACACUGGCAAGGUGGACGCUGAAGGGAUUGACGUAGAGGGUCCCUGUUCACUGCCUGCAGGCCAGAUGCUCCAUGGGCCAGAAGUUAAAUGUGAGGCAGCUGAGCAAAAUAAGGAGACAACUGCAUUUCAUUUUCCCGACAAGAAUGAGUGCAGUUACGCUGAAGUGAAGAACAAUCAGAUUGAAGAAACUGAACAAAUGUCUGAAUAUGGUACCGUCUGCUCCGAACUAUUGACCGAGACAACACACCUUGCCGAUCAAACCGGCAGGAGUACUGCAUCAAGCUGCACGGUGGCUCUUCUGCUUGAGGCCGAAUGUGCAGCAGAGUGUGUCGGACAAACAGAGGAUGACAGCUGUUCUGCGAACAUAGGGAAUCACCCACCUCAACUGAUGUCAUCAGGCAGUGAUCUGGUUGUGUGUGAUCUCCGCUUGUCACUAAAGCCCACAGGGCACAUGGCAGAGGAUGCACCAGGGCCUGGGGAGACACCUGACUCUGUGUCAGAGUGUAAGGAAGAACCAUCCAGUGAAGGAGGAGCCACUUCCCUCUUCUCGCUGGAGGCAAGUUCCAGCUUGGAGGCAAUGGAUGACAAAGGAGGGCCCUGCAUAGAAGUUGAUGCUGGAGAUUCAAACUUGCUAGUUGCCGGUGUGGCAUCCACUGGCGGGGACUCCUUCCAGUCUGUUUGCAGUUCCAUGAAUGAGGUCUUUCACUUUCCUGAGGACUGUAAAGCAAUAGAAGUGAGAGAAGAAUCACUGUGCAAACCUGAAGAGGAGGUAAAAAUGGUAGAUGACGUGAGCAAGGCUUUUGAAAUGGAGAAUGCUUGCUUGCUUCUUGAUUGUCAAGUUCCUUUACAAGGUACCAUUGAGCUCCAGAAAGAGGUGGAUUGCAGAGAGGAGUCCCUCAUGGUGCUGGGUACAGAGCUUAAAGAAGAUGUAUCUGUAGGGCCUUGCCCAAACACUUUAGUUAUAACAGACAAUGAUGGAAGCUGUCUAGAAGUGUCUGGGAGCUGCUGUGACUUGACCGAUGGUAACAGGGAGUCUGAAUUUAAGUGGAAGAGUAACGUGGAUGGUCAGGAGGGUGUCCAGGGGUUUCUGCACACAGAGACACAGUCAAAUGCAGAAACAGUGGCAGAUGAUGUUCACUUGGAAGGCCAGCUAGCUGCAGAGGCGAAGUCAGAGGAGCUAGUCAAGGUGCAGGUUGAGCCAACGAAUGGAGACGUCCCUCUGGCCACAUGGGAGAGUACUCCUGAGCUUUCAGAAUCUGAGGUGGUUGCUCAUUCUUGUUUGUCUGUAAACGAUAGUCAGUUGGAGCAAAUGAGUUUCCAGGAAGCGUUAGAAGGUCCCAAGGAGAGAUCUGUUGGCGGUGCAGAGGAAAUGGCAACUUGUGGAUAUAAGGCAGAGGAGUGUACACAGCAGACGAAUAUGGAAAACGAUGCAAAUGAGAUCGCUGCAGAUGGGCACUCAGCUGCGCCAGUGACAUCCCUGCAACCGACUUCUGAGAUGGCCGCUUCUGAGGAGCGUGACUUGGGCGAAGAUCUCUUCACCCUCACAGAGCCACUCUGCAACUUAGGCCGGGGUCUGGAGCUUCCUGACAUACUGCAGAGGGUAGAUGAGGUGUCUGAAGAAGCUCACUGCUCGGACACCUGUGGCGAACCUGUGAGGAAUGAGGACGGGGGUCAGCAACCCAGCCCUUUAAAAGAGGGGGACUCCGUACCAGUGGAAGAUAUGAUGGGCGGUCAAAGGGCACCGAGUUCUUCCCUGGGAACUGACAUAGGUGACUCAAUGGAGAUACACAAGGAGAAGGAAACUUUUUACUCCUACGAUGCAUGUGCAGAACCCGGCGCGCUGGAUAGGCCUCGGAGCUCCGGAUCCCCAGAAUCACCUCGGUGUGAAGCCCGUCAAAGUGUAGACAGCUCCUUGUCUGUCACACGUCAGGACUCCUGCAGUGACACCGAUGGCAUCUUCAGCCCUCACGCCAUCGAGGACAACGUCUUCAAGAAGGGGGAAGAGGCAGUGACGAGGACCAGGCGACGUCAGGUGUGGUUGUCCUGCUCCUCCACUGGGGCAGCAGGCGGCACGACAGGCGGCUCGGAGGCGGUGCGGGGCGGAGAGGCUGAGGAGGAGGAGAAGGACCGCUUGACCGAGGUGCCCUUGCGCGCUGCCAUCCUUCGCUCAUCUAUUCGCUCGCUGUCCCCCUUCCGCCGCCACAGCUGGGGACCGGGGAAGAACGCCGGAGGAGAGGCCGAGAUGAAUCAGCGCAGUUCAUUGCGGAGUCUGGGCGAAGGAAAGCCAACAUUUCAUAGGAGAAGUUUGAGCUGGUGCCCCACGGGAGCCUCCCUCAGUCCCAACCCGGACGAGAUUAGUAGCAGAAGCUAUAGUCUGGAGGGCCUGAUCCCUGCCCGGGAUGGAGGAAAGGACUUUCCGCAGCGGAGCACCUCGUCACAGGAACCACGGCGCUCAUCCAGGCUGGACAGCGAGGAGAGAGGCUCGCUGGUCUCACUUACCGAAGAGGAGCAGGAAUCAGACCUGGCGGACUGCAGUAGUCUGGACAGUCAGAAAUCUGGUCGACUCCACCUGUUGAGGCGCAGUUCCCCCUCCAUGACUCUGCCUCUCACCAAGUCAGUGUCCAUGCUGGCCAUCAGCCAGAAGGAGCUGGACGGACGGACUCGGCCAAAGAGACGCAUCUCCUUCUCCUUCAACAUCUCUCCGAUCCUCCCCAAAUCUAAAACCUUCUUUUCUAUUGGCUCUUCAUCCAGUGAUGAGGAGGAGUCUUUGAGCUUGAGGUCUUAUUCGAACAAUUCUGGUUCGCUGUCGUACACUAUUUCUGAAGAGGAUCCUGGGACCUUGCGAAGUGACAGCGAAGUGAAAGGCGGGACAAAGGUGAGCCGGACCUUCAGCUACCUCAAGAACAAGAUGUACAAGAAGACCAAGGAAAAGGACAAAGACAGGAGUAGAGAUAAGGAGCGGGAAACCAGGGAGAAGGAGAAAGACAAGCGAACACUGAAUGGACACCUUUUCAGCAUGGUCAACUCCUCCCUCCCAGGCCAGUGUCACCAGUGCACCAAAGUGAUCAACGCAAAGGAAGCCGCUGUCUGCACCAACUGCAAUGCACAUGUUCACAAAGGUUGUAGAGAAAAUCUUCCCAUCUGUGCCAAAGUCAAAAUGAAGCAGCAGAAACCACAAUAUCUUGUACCAGACUCUGCUACAGCAUCUGCUGUCACCAUGAGAAGCAAAUGUUCAGCCACGAUAGCUCGGGAUCGUCCCUGGUCAGCCAUCCCAUCCCCUGAAGAACCGCCACCGGUACCCGUUCCUCGAAGGCACACCAGCGUCAUGCCCUUCUCUGGGACCAAUCUGUCCAAGAGUGUCUCCAUCAGCAACAUUGCUGGCCCAGCCUUCGAUGAGAUGCCGUUGAAGGGGCUGAGAUACUUGUCACAAUCCACGGACUCUCUGCACAAGACUGGCAAGGUCAACGAGUCCACGGAAUCACUGACUGAUGAAGGGACGGAGAUGAUGGACAGCCAACUGAUGGGAGAGUUUGAGGCAGAUGCCAAGGAGCUGGAGGCUGACUCCUGGAGCUUCAUCGUCGAUAAGAAGUACCUUAAGCAACUAAAGAAGGAUGUCAUCAACCGGCAGGAUGUCAUUUAUGAGCUGAUCCAAACGGAGAUGCACCAUGUGCGGACACUGAGGAUCAUGUGGAACGUGUACAGCAAGGGGCUACAAAAAGAGGUGCAGCUUGAUGGCCAAACAGUGGAGCGCAUAUUUCCCAUGUUGGAUGACCUCCUGGACAUCCACACACACUUCUUUGCCAAUAUCCUGGACCGGAAGAGGCAGUCCCAACUGGAGGGGAAAGAUGGAGGGUUCAUCAUCCGCAGAAUAGGAGAUGUCCUUGUUGAACAGUUCUCGAGAUCAAAUGCUGAUCGCAUGAAGAAAGUUUACGGCAAGUUCUGUAGCCGGCACAAUGAAGCACUGAACUUCUAUAAGGAGCUGCACACCAGAGACAAGCGAUUUCAGGCCUUCAUCAAGAGAAAAAUGAGCAGCACGGUUGUCAGAAGACUUGGAAUUCCCGAAUGUAUAUUAUUAGUAACGCAACGGAUAACCAAGUACCCAGUGCUGCUGCAAAGGAUACUGCAGUACACCAAAGAGAACGAAGAGGACCACAAGGAUGUGGCGGAGGCCCUGCAACUGGUGAAGGAGGUCAUUGCUUCUGUGGAUGGCAAGGUCAAUGAGCAGGAGAAGAAAAAGAGGUUGAAAGAGGUUUAUAGCCGGACAGACAGCAAGUCCAUCAUGCGCAUGAAGAGUGGGCAGAUGUUUGCACGGGAGGACCUGGUGCGUGGCCGGAGGCUUCUCCAUGACGGAUCAUUGCAGCUCAAGAGUGCUGCAGGGAGGCUGAAGGACGUCCAGGCCGUUCUGCUCUCUGAUGUCUUUGUGUUCCUUCAAGAAAAAGACCAGAAAUAUGUGUUUGCUUCACUGGACCAGCGCUCCACUGUUAUCUCCCUGCAGAAGCUCAUUGUGCGAGAAGUGGCCAAUGAGGAGAAAGGCCUCUUCCUCAUCACAGCAGGCAUUGAGAAACCAGAGAUGGUAGAGGUACACGCCAGCUCCAAGGAGGAGCGUAAUACAUGGAUGCAGCUCAUCCAGAAUGCCAUGCACUCCAUGGAGAAGGAUGAGGAUGAAGGCAUUCCCAGUGAGACGGAAGAAGACAGGAGGCUGCUUGAGACGAAAGCAAAGGAGAUGAGAGACCAGUUGAGGAAGAAGGACGAGCAGAUUGUGGCGCUGCUGGAAGAGAAGGUGAAGCUGUUCAGCGACAUGUGCGAGUGCUCGGCACCCGAGGACAACAGAGUUCCCAGAAGCAGGAUGUUGUUCCGGGCCAGCACCGAUGACAUGCUCAAGGGGGAGCCGGUCUUGAAGGACGCAUUGAAGGAAGUGGAGACAUUACAGGCGCUGGUGAACGGGAGCCUGGGUGGGGCUGUGGGCCAGCAGGUUUCCGGUGCGCUGGCAUCACCAGGAGGACCCAUCUCCCUUCCUCGCAGGGCAGAAACCUUUGGUGGCUUUGACAGCCACCAGAUGAACAUCUCUAAAAAUGGGGAGAAGGAUGAGGGAGAGGAGUCGGCAGACCUUCGAAGGACUGAAUCGGACAGCGUUCUAAAGAAGGGUGGAGGUGCCAACCUGCUGCUGCUGCUCAAGAGAAACAGCGAGCAGCUCCUAAACAGCGUCAGUCACCUUCACGAGCUGUUGAACACGUUGCAGGCAGUGGUGGUGCAGCAGGAUACUUUCAUCGAGGACCAGCGGCAGGCGCUCAACGAGCGACCGUCCUCCCGUCCCUCCUCACGACCUAGUUCGCGACCCAGCUCCCUCGUCGAGCAGGAGAAGCAGCGCAGCCUGGAGAAGCAGCGGCAGGAGGCGGCUGAGCUGCAGCGGCAACAGAUGGCACAUGCCGAGGAGCGCCGGCGAUGGGAGCGCGAGUGGGAGGUGCGCGAGCAGGAGCUGGUGGACCGGGAAGCACUGCUGCAGAUGAAGGAGGAGGAGGCUCAGCGCCGGCACGCAGAACUGGAGGAGAAGUGCCGCGAGCUGCGGGAGCGCAAGGAGGAGUACCAGAAGGACCUAGAGAGGCUAAGGGAUGCGCAGAGAAGGUUGGACAGGGACAAGGAUCACCUCAACAGAGAGCUGCAGAGAAUGGAGCAGAUGAGGCAUGCGGAUGAUAAAGCGAUGCACAGGACACCGUCCAGUACCUCUGAGGAAUCAUUGAGGUUCCAGAGCUCCGUCUCCUUGGACAAUGACCCCGGAGAAAGCAUUUUGUGUUCUUCCCCCAAGGACUCGCUCUUUAGAACAGACUCAAAGUGGAAAGGGAAGAACUUGAACCCAUUCGCUCUGAACCCAAGUCAAAAGGCCCAGAACAACGAAGGGGCGAAUCAGAUCCCUGGCCGGCUGCUCCAGCUGGCCAAGACAAAGGACAAAAAGGAAAAGAAGAAGAAGAAGAAGGGCAAAGGGCAGAACUCACAAUCGGCAGGGUCUCGGUGGUCCUCACCCUAUCCCGAAAGCAUAGGGAGUAAGCCAGUUCAUCGCGGGGCAACGAAACACACUCAUUCACUCACACCUACGCACGAGCAAUUAAUAUUCACCAGUUCACCUGAAAGAUGUCUUCGGACUGUGGGAGGAAAUCCACACAAGCAAUCUGAGAACAUGUAAACUCCACGCAGGCAGCGCUAGAUUCAAGCCCGGUUUGGAACGCAAAGCCCGGGAGCUGUGAGUCACCGGCUCCGGACACUUUCCGUACUGUUUGUUACUGUUUGGUUGUCAUGUGAUUAAGCAUAAAACCAAAGUUGCAACAACAAAAAAUAUCACUUUAAACCUGUUGGUGCACUCUUCACGAAUUAACGUAUCUGAAAGCCAUAAAUCUGUAUAAACAGAUGCAGAACAUUUUGUCCUUUUAUGGCAGCACAGGCAUCAAUCUGAAAAAUGGUGUAAGCUAUGAUUAAUACUUCUCUAAAUAUAUUUUCGCGUGGAAUCGGCUUUUUUAAGUCGACUUUCACGUUUUUACUUUAUUUGGGUAUGUGUGAAUCUUUGGAAUAAAAAUGAGUGUCUGUUCGUAUUUGUCACAGCAUACAGAAUAGUAACUGAAAACACCCCUGGUACCUCAGACUGAAUGUUUUUAGAUGCGAGGCUAAAUAAAGUUACUUGGUUCGUUACACCUUUUUUUUUGUUUUGCUGAGCCAAGCUUAGUUACACAGAACAUGCCAUGGGAAUAUUGUGAUCCAGACCCUUAACCGGUGUUUGCUUUCUCGCGUCAACAGUUGAUUAAAAGUCAGUUGUUCUCCUCCACAGAGUCGCCGCAGCUUCCAGGAUCAGACCCUCCAGUAGAUGGAGAGAUUUUCUUUUGCUGACCCAACUCUGGCCUCCGCGGUCCCGUGAGGCUUCACUCUACAGACAGCUGUGCUGGAGGAAUGGAAGGCCAGGCAGGUGUCGCCAGCUGUCAUCUUACGUGGCUCUGAAUUCUGGGGGAGGCGGGAGAUGCGUGUGAAGCAUCCCUCUGUGGCCCAUUUAGGGAAGGGCUCCUGCCUCCGUGCUUACUGCGUCUCUGUGCGUGCGCGUCCGUGUCCGUGCAAAUGAACCGCAGAGGGAUACGUAGCAGCGGUGCGGCACUGCUGCUGUGCAGACACUUCAGCGGACAUCGAAGGGCUUAAUUGUUGCAGCUCGCCUUGUGUGCUCCGAAAUGUGUUGUGGUUGUGUCAGGCCAGGCAGGAGGUUAUGGCGAAGGUCAAAAAUGCAGACUUGCAUUAGGAACUGUGGAAAUAAGCUGUUUUCAUCGAGAACCUAGAACCCAUACCAAGAUAGGGCCUGUUUUUACGUCAUAUUGUUUUAGACGCAAGUGUACUAACUGUGUAGAAUAUUAAAAGGCAUAUACAUCAUACUUAAACUGCUGGAUUGGCCUUUCAGAAGGUUCACCCUGCUCUUUUGUUUUUUCCGCGUAACUUGUGUUUUUCCACACCCUCUAAUAUUUGCUUCUCUCACCUUCCGAGCCGAUUCUGCAAACUCUCGCUCAUUUGUUUUCACUAUGCGCACGGAAAGGAAACGCAGCAGUCGGAGGCAACGAUUUUUCUAGCUGCCAGAGCUGAUCCUCGUGUGUUUUUGUGAAGUAGGAGCACAGCAGAGUGCAAGUAGAAAGUGCACUUUAGGGACGCCAAGAAGGACAGGAACGGGAUGCGGAGAGAUUGACUAAGAGGAGGGACGCUGGCUGGCAGGCGGACAGCCGGACGAGAGAGAGAGAGAGAUUCGUGAAACACACAUGGUCAGUUCUUGGAGAAAGAGACUUGCAUUUCGUCUGUGUAGGGUACCAGUGCUUCUGAGAUGGGCAUUCAUUCUUUUUCAAGGCUACUGUGGUCCUCCAUCCGUUUUCCUCUGAACUGUCAGUUCUUCCCUCAAAUUCUCCUGGUAGAUGUAGGAUGUCUGAUCGCCGAAUUUAUAUAGUGGCAGAAUUUUCUUCAAAAUUCAUCCGUUGGAGAUCAGACUUUGGGAACAGUUUUUUUUUUUUUCCCGUAGGACAAAGACAUUCCCCAACCUGCUGUUUAAUUUACGAUAUAAUCAUGUCAACACAAAUAUAUAGCGUGACGCUACAGUGCAUUUUUAAAGAAUACUUCAUGCGGUGGCAUUUCCUGCCUUGAAAUAACAGACAAUCAUUGUUCAGUUUGAUUCAAUAUUCAUUAGUCAGACAGGUUCUCUUGUGAAUCACAUUGGUUGCGCGCUGUCUUUCGAAAGUGUCGACUGGUCGCAGUGAUUCGUAUCAGACUGUCCGGCUCACUCAAAUGGUUAUGAUAACCUUCAAUACCUUUUCAACACACUGCAGUGUGGACACGUACCAGAAGGAGGAGCCAAGACGCUGGCAGAAAUGUAACUGUGCAAAUAACCAAGUUCUCUCCAUUUAUGGCCUGGAUUUAUUCAGAUCACUGUUUCAUUCAUCUUAUAUUUGAAAAGAUAAAAUACUUUUUUUUUUUUUUUCUAAUCGCUACAUCUUUACCACAUUCCAUAUCAAUCAGUCCAUCCGCACAUCCAUCCAUCCGUUGGUACGAAUUGGUAUCGUCCGUUGCAUUUUUUUCGGAAGGAAAUUAACUUACGCUCCUGCAGGUCAGGUGUAUAAUCAGACAAAUGGUAUUGCGUUUUAAUGCUCUAAAACUUGUAAAAGUUGCCUGCUUUUCUUUAAGUGCUUACUGGAUUGAUCACAGGGACAGCAACAAAGCAAGUUACAUACCAAUGUUUUUCUAAGAAUGUUACCCACUCUUGAUGUAAUUUCUUCUUCGGUAUGGUUUUUUUUUUUUACCUUAAUGAUCCAUUUGUUCUUUUAAUGAAGCCAGAAGCAUAAUUUCUGUACCCACCUUCAGGGUUUGUGUGCGGAUUUGAAAUACGGAGCGAGGAGGUACAGUAUUCUUUGGGUUGGUUCUGGUCAUUUUGCUCUCCCUAGUUGCCAGCAGCAGGUGGCGCCUCUGCAAUUCCCACAUUUUAUAUAUACUGCAAUUUUUCAAUAGAAAAAUUAAAGGGAAUAGUUUUUCGCUCUAGGUGGCCUUCAUUUUGGUGCAUUUUUUUGUAAAUCAUCCUACCACCAGAAUGUCUGUAUGCAAUUUUGGCUCUUGUAUUACGAGUAGGACUGAAUCAUGGGGAGAAUAUCAUAAUUGCAGUUGAAUUGUUAUGAUAAUUCAGUAAAUCUUUCUUGCCUUAGUUGACUUUUCCCUCGUCUAAGGUUCCUGAUCAGGGGCCGUUGGUAAAAUACAGUAUGCCUGACAAAGAACCUUCUAGUUUUUUUUUUUUUAAGAGAACAGUUGAAGUGAGUGUUGUAGUAUUUUAUUACACAGAUGUGUAUGUUGCAUACACAUGGGCCUUGGAUAGCCUUAUAAUAAUGAUUAAAUGCACUAGAAAAUAACCUAGCUUAUUCUCAGGAAGGCCCGAUAUAGGUUUUGUACACCUGCUUUAAAAGUAUUAAAAAAAAAAGAAAAAAAAAAGAAAACGGUUGUACUAAAAGUAGUUUUUUUUUUUUUUGCUGAAUUCUGUGUAAAAGAUGGCAAACAACAUUUA